AUGGCGCCCAAAAAGACAUCCGCAACGCAACAACCCUCCACCCCCAAAUCCACCACCACCACCACCACCAGCUCUACCACCACCUCCAAACCCACAUCGAGUUCCACAGCCUCCAUCCGCAACCCUCAAGACGCCCAACAAAUCGCCCUAGGCGUCUACAACAACUACAUCGACGCCACCCCACAACGGACAAAACUGCUCGAUGCCUUCAUGGUGUUCCUCAUGACGGUGGGGUUGCUGCAGUUCGUAUACUGCGUGAUAGCUGGGAACUACCCUUUCAACGCCUUCCUCUCCGGCUUCUCGGCGACGGUGGGCCAGUUCGUGCUGACGGCGAGUUUGCGGAUGCAGACGAAUCGGGAGAAUGAGAAGGAGUUUGAGGGGCUAUCGCAUGAGAGGGCAUUUGCGGACUACGUGUUUGGGAGCAUGAUAUUGCACUUCUUCUGCGUGAACUUCAUCAACUAG
Molecule: messenger RNA, 462 nt
Organism: Saxophila tyrrhenica
Lineage: Eukaryota; Fungi; Ascomycota; Dothideomycetes; Mycosphaerellales; Extremaceae
Gene: OST2
Product: oligosaccharyltransferase complex subunit epsilon
Exons: 3
Coding region: 1-462 (153 amino acids)
Biological process (GO): protein N-linked glycosylation
Cellular component (GO): membrane; oligosaccharyltransferase complex
Source: RefSeq, a predicted model, not a curated record